CAGCGCCAAGCCUCAUUCGAUCGGAGGCAGGUUGCUUUGCGAUUCACAUGCUGCACGCUGCGCCGAAGCACAUGGUCAUCACUACACACAGCCUAGCGAGCUCAGUUCGUGCUUAUGCGAAUCAGUCAAGCUCAAAGGCCUGAGAGAGAAAGGAAAGGCCUUGCGACUAAAUCGUCCGAUUCAUUGGUUUCGCCUGCCAACUGAAAAUGGCUAACGAACUCCCUGACGGGCUGGGAUCGGAGUCUACAUGUAUAUCGGGCUCGUUCUCCAGUGAAAUCACCCACUACCUGCUGGUUGUGGUUGGAGAGCCUCUCAGCCAAGAAUACGUGGAUCCAGCCCUUGCAGACGUGGAAAAAGCUCUGCAGUGUUGGGAUGUGGAUGAUUCUGCUAUCGGGUAUGAUUCUGUGUUGCAAGCAACAGCAGCAGCUGAUGUCCACAAGGUCGGGCUCGUUCACAGGAGCUUGGCUCAUUGUGGUACUAGUGUUGGUGUGGUCAUAUUGGUCAAUCCCACAUCUGGCGAGGUGACUGCCGAGCUUCGCAACCUCCUCAUCCAUCCUGCAUCCAACAAACAUCUCAUCUUUGGCGGCCAUUGGCUUGAAGGGAGCGGGGACUGGGUGUUACACAAUGACACCUUCACCCUGCAUGAUAUCGCCGCCAUCUUCAGCGAGCCGGAGGUGGAUGCUGCUGUCCUGAAAGCCUCGCAGGAUGACAGGCAGACCCUGGUGGUGUCUGGAUGCCGUUGGCAGACUGCGGCGGUCACUAAGCAGACAUUCACCAAGAGCCUCAAUCUCACGAUCAACCCCCAGGAGGUCAAGAAUGCCAUGGCAGGCAUUUCUCUGGUCCUGCAGACCAUCCGCAACAACAUCCAGAUCCCCUCGCCCUUUGAGCUUCUGGAGCCACCCACCAUGGGCGUUGGCGUCAAGUGCAAGAUCACCAAGCCCACUGUGCUAAUAUUCCCGGCAGGAAAAGGAGACUGUGCCUUCUUUGCUGUCACCGACUUCAGCAUUUUUCUCGGCGGGGGCUACUGCACCAAGAGCUGCUUCUGGAAGUUUGCCAAGCAUCUGCACAGAAUUGACGCCAUCAUGGCCCAGCACAUGCAGCCUGACUCUUUGGUGGGAUUCAACAGUCUCCUGAAGAGAAAGAUAGCCGAGCAGCAGCUGACAGAGCCUGAGAAGGGAUCAGAGGAGCAUGAGGACUGGCUAAUCAAAUGCAACUCGCCCGAGGUGGGAGUGGUCUACCUGAAUGCCCCCGAGAACAAGAAAUCAGCAACAAGUCUUCAGCUUAAGACAGUCAGCCAGGGGAACCUCACACAGCAGCUGCUUCAAGAACUUGAAAUCAAGCCAUUUUCUUGCACAGCCAACAUUGGCAAAAUUAUUGAGCCUGUCACUCUCUAUCAGAAAGUCGGUAUAGGCCGUCUGGAUAUGUUUAUCUUAACCCCCGUCCAUGAUAGUAAGGAGCUGAAAGAUUUCAUGCAGCAAUGGAGUGGCAAUAAAGCAUUCUCUAAGGUAAAAAUUGGAAUGAAAGUGAAUGGGAAAGAGAGUGAGUAUCCCAUUUCUAGUGCUGUUUCCAUUUGUGCUCUGAUUGUCUGGCAGCCAGCUAAUCCCCAUGAAGAUAUUGUCAAAGUCUUGUUCCCAGGAAAUGCGCCUCAGACUAAAAUAUUGGAAGGUCUCGACAGACUGAAGCAUCUGGACUACCUGAAGUACCCGCAUGUAACCGCUGCAAAGUUGACCAAGGGUGGUGCUCCUCUUAAGAAGAAGUCUCCUACUGCUGGAGGAAAAACUCCACCUAAAGCCAAUGGCCCAACAGCGUCAGUUACUGUCACUUCCAGUAACGAGGCUACAUGUACUGAUGGUAUCCAUUGUGGGACGCCUCCCCCGGAGGUACAAGGUGAAUGCACAGAUGGAAAAAACUGCAACACACCACCUCCUUGUCCUGAUGGCCUCUGUUGCGGGACUCCGCCUCCUGAUGGGAAAUGCAAGGAUGGUUUGGGCUGUAACACGCCCCCUCCAGACACUGAAGAGGGUAGUGGUGUAUGCUCUGAUGGAAAGAACUGUAACACACCUCCUCCAGAGGAAAGUGAUGGCCAGUGCUGUGAUGGAAAGCACUGUGGUACUCCGCCUCCUGAAAAUGAAUAUGAUGAGGAUGCCUGCAACAAGUUUGUGCCAAUUGAACCAUACAAGUGCACUGACGGUGCCAACUGUAACACCCCACCUCCGGAAGGGGAUGUCAUGUUCACUGAUGGUAAUCAUUGCAGCACCCCACCUCCAGAAGAUGAUGGAGUGAUGGACACUCAAGAGUCACCAGUUGAUAAUGAGCCACAGGCAACUGUACAGGGUGAUAUAUGUGGGAACCUCAUGGACAGCAACUUGCCGGAAAGCCAGCAGGACAUGGGAGCUUUCGUGUAUGUUGGCACACCAGAUGCAUUUGAUAACAAGCAGUCAGAUGCUCCCGAGAGGUUGGCUUCAGGGGAAAUCACCCCUAGUGACCAGGUUGAGUAUGGCGACGAAUCUCCAAAUGAUGGCUCUUUUGUCUUUGAAGCAGAGGCUGGCUCUAAGGUGCCAGCUCCAGUACCUUCAGGUUUUGGAGACUAUGCUGAGGAGGAUCAUGUUGAAGCUGCUGCUCCUGGAGAGUUUGGUGGUGGAUUUGAGAAGAAGAGGGAUCUGUCUGAUGAUGAGUCACCUACAAAUGGAAACCAAGGCAGUGGAGCUUUUGACGACGAGUCUGGCUCACCAAAUGGAGGACCACAUCCUUGGGAACCUCGAAUUGAGUUCUCUUCUCCGGACCAAGAACCGGACGACAGCUAUUUAGUUGAAGAACCUCGUCCUGAGGCAGAUUUCCAUGAAGAGCAGAUUAAGCAAGCUUCUUUCCCCGAGAUUCCGCCCCCUGUGGUCCCCUCUAAUGGUGGGAGUGCUGUAGAAGAGAUGGAAGCCCAGGCAAGCUCGCAAGAAUAUGCUCAGGGUAUUCAGUAUGAGCAGCAGGAAGACAUUGCAGAGGAUGAAGAAGAGGACUCCUCAGAAGCAUCUCAGGCAUCAGAGAUAGAGGUCAAACCUGACCAGCAGCUUGCUGAGGCUGAAAACCAAAUGAUGUAUGAGGAGCCAGCUCCAGUCUCUCAAAUGAUGCCAGAAGAUAGCCAAGUUGCAGAGGAUGGCCGCAGUGAAGAGCAAGGGCAGAUUCCAGAUGUAGAGGGGAAUGUUGUAGAAAUGGAAGCUAAAGAUCAAGAGAUUUCAGGGCAAUUUGACGUCACAUCAGAAGAACCUCAACCAGUUCAGGGACUUGGGGAUGAAGAAAAUCAGUAUGUAAUGCAGCCUGACGUGCAACAAGUAACAGAGCAAGAAGUUGCUGCAGGUGAAUCUGAGCAACUUCAGGCUGAAAUCAGAGGUGAACCAGUUGUUGAAAUCCAGUCAUCAGAAGGGCAGGAAGAAGUGCUUGCUGGUAGGGAAGAGGAAGAACAUGAAGAGAUGGAAACUGGACAUGCAGAAAGCGUGGAAUCCCCAGCCCCAGAGGAAGACCAGGAUCAAGUAGUACCAGAGGGUGAAUAUGAAGAGUAUGUACCACCACCAGACGUCCCUGUGACAGAAGCCUGGAGUCAAGAAGGCCAACAGGAGAUCAACCAAAAUUUCAUGAUACCUGAUGAGUUUUCUGGUGGUAGGGUACAGGAAAGCCUUCAACCUGAAGAAAUGGGUUCCCAGCUGGCAGAGAUAAGCCCAGAAGCAGAAGAGAUAAGCCCAAAAGCAGAAGAGAUAAGCCCAAAAGCAGAAGAGAUAAGCCCAGAAGCAGAAGAGAUAAGCCCAGAUGCAGAAGAGAUAAGCCCAGAAGCAGAAGAGAUAAGCCCAGAUACAGAAGAGAUAAGCCCAGAAGCAGAAGAGAUAAGCCCAGAAGCAGAAGAGAUAAGCCCAGAUUCAGGAGAGAUAAGCCCAGAUGCAGAAGCGAUAAGCCCAGAAGCAGAAGAUAUAAGCCCAGAUGCUGAAGAUAUAAGCCCCCAGCCUGAAGAUUUCAGCCCCCAACCUGACGAUAUUAGCCCCCAGCCUGAAAAGAUUAGCCCCCUGCCCGAAGAGGUUAGCCCUCAGCCUGAAGAGAUCAGCCAGGAGCCAGGAGAAAAUAGCCAACAUCCAGAAGAGAUAAGUCUGCAGCCAGAAGCUGAUAUCAAUGAAAACAGACAGAUUGCAGUCGAAGAGGUGAUGCUGCUUGAAGAGACUAGCUUGCAACCAGAAGCAGAGGCUGUGUUAGAGAGCUCUGAAAGAGAUUCAGAGGACCUUGUUCACUUUGGAGAUGAGGUACCACCAAGUGAGCCUGCUAGCCAUCCGUACCAAUCGGAAGACAUGGAACAAGCGGCACAAGAACAUCCUCAAGUCAUUGAGAGAGAACCUGAGGAAGGCCCUGAGACGGUUGAGGAAUACUCUCCAUUUGAAGCGCAAGAUGUUCCCAGCACGUUAAUUUCUGAGCCAGUUUCAGAUACAUUUACACAGCUACCUGUACCAGCUCAAGAAGCACAGCAAGAGAUCAUAGGAGAGCCUGUUUCUGACUACGAUGUGGAAGCAGCUUAUAACCAAGAGGUUAUACAGGAGGAGUCAUCGAUACCCGAUCAACAGUCCUCAUCUGAGCCUCUCUUGGAUUCUCUUUCUGAGCCUCAGUCAGAAAAAGAGCCUGACUCUCUCUCUGAGCCCCAUAUUGAUGUUGAGUUUGAAGAAGAGGCAACCAAAGGAGAAGUUGAGCCUGUGGAGAUGUCAGCACCUGCCCAGGAACCCUCUCUCUCUGAGCCCCAUAUUGAUGUUGAGUUUGAAGAAGAGGCAACCAAAGAAGAAGUUGAGCCUGUGGAGAUGUCAGCACCUGUCCAGGAACCCUCUCCUUCAGAACCGGAACCCGAACCUAUCAAAGAGCCAUCUCCACAGCCUAGCCCUGAGCUUCAGCAUGAACCUGUCGUUGAACCAUCUCCGCAACCUACUCCAGAAUCCCAACUUGAACCGCAACCUUUGAUGGGGGCCACUGAACAGUCUGCAGAGCCAGAACCAGAACCCAAGCCCGCUGCAGUUCCGGAAAUUGCGGCAAAGGCAGCUUCAUCAGUCAGUACCACAACCAAGGUUACAACCAAGACAUCCACGACAACGUCCAGUGCUACCAAGAAGCCUGCCGACAAGGGAGCAAAAACCAAGGGUACCACCAAGACUACCACAAGAGACAUCAAGACCACCACAAAAACCAAGACAUCUGUAGUGACAGAGAAGAAAUCCACCACAAAGACACCUGGCACCAAGAAGCUAGAGGUAACAGGAGCUGCCAAGAGGCGGACCACUGGGACUGAGCCCAAAGCUGCUGCAGAGAAGAAAACUCCAACAGAAAAGAAAACACCCACCGAAAAGAGAACACCAACAGAGAAGAAAACCUUUGAAAGGAAGUCUCUGGCUGAGAGAAAAACCGUAGCAGCAGAGAAGAAGCCAAGUCGACUCUCGGCAACGAAGACCCCAGCAGCUCGCCCACAGACAUCAAAUCGAGACAAGUCUCCUGGCAAGGUCUUGGAGAAGCAUGCAGCUGCUUCUGUGUCGACAAGCAGCAGCAGCCACACCAGCCGAACAAAAACCAAUGGCAUUGGAGACACCAAGCCCACCCCGACCAAACGGCUGGCACCCAGUCAGGUGACAACCAGGACCACGCCCAAGGCCAGCACGCAGAGACCGACAGGCUCCAAAGCUCCCAGUAGUGCCAGAAAGUCGACAGAACCAGCCAAGAGAGAGUCUGAUAGGUUCACCAGGUCGGCCCCAAGCAAGGCGGGAGAUUCCAGGAGAUCAGACAGUAGCAAGAGGCCACUGUCUUCCAAGACAAGCACCAGCACAUCAAAAGCCCAGGCCAUCCCCAUCAGCGGGCCAUCUGUCUAUGUAGAUCUCACAUAUAUUCCACAUCACGCAAGUGAGGACUCGGUCAACAUGGAGUUCUUCCGGCGCAUCAGAUCCAAGAAUUACGUCCUGAGCGCCAACGACAAAGGUCGCAACCAGCCUAGCGUGACGGUCAUGGAUUCCCUGCUGGAAGCCAAGUCCAAGUGGGAGGACCCCGAGGCGGAGGUCACAGUCAUCCCGACCUAUGACACUGAUGCCCUGCAGGAGUGGGAGCAGAAAAAUGUACAGCAGCUAAGCGAUUCAAAGAUCACCAUCUCCCAGCCGGCCAGCCGGAGCAUUGUGCAGAUGAAAGAUGAGAACUUCUUCAUGUACAAAGUGGAGUUCUGAUGAGAGUAGUGAUUUCUUGGCGCUUGGAGCUCAAGUGGUUCUGGACAUAGUCUUUCAGCAGUCACACUUGCAGCUCAUUCAGCAUGUUGUCUGUCUUACAUAGUUUCUCUACAUGUGACACAAUCACACUCGCACGUGUACUUAAUUUGAUGGAAAAAAGUGAUGUGAAUCAGUAUUUCAUUGCAGUUUAUUUGAAGUAAAAUGCUAGAAUUGCAAUGCAAAAUAAAGCUUUGCAUUGCUAUUAAUUUACAUGUGCAUCAGCUAUCGAACAUACAUUUAAAAAUCUUAGUCAUGUUAGAAGAGCAUACAGUUUAAUGUUAGAACUUGCCCGCCCAAUGUUGCUUGAUUUCGAGUUUGAAAUAUAUUCAGAAAUAAUUAAGGUAGAGUUUUGUUUGAGUUUUUACUUGUCGACUAAUAUUGUGACAUAGUGUCAAAAUAAUUCAAAAUGGAAUUAAGACUCUUGCCGGAUUGCUUAGAUUAGUGCCAAAACUAGUGCUAUGGAUUUUAAAUUUAAUAACUCACUUUCUUUUCGCAAAUAAAUGAAAUAAUUCUGUACCUGUACUAUACAAAUGCAUUUGUUGUUGCAUGAAUUUGAAUUACAUUAAUAGUGUGGUUUGCUCACAUUAAUGACUUGUAAAAAUGGAAUAAACAUAUUUUGAGUGAUGGAGCAGUUGAAGAGGUAUCCUGUUGUAGGAACUGAUUUCAGAGCUUACAAUAAUGGACCAAAGUAAGGAAAGAAACAAAACAAAACAAAAUAAAAAUAAUAGAAUAAAAUAUACCUAAAAGACUUGUUUACACACCGCUUCCAGUGUUGGAAGGGCUUAUAUUCAAUAGAUGCGAUUUUUAUCCCUUAGACCUUUCUUUUGUUAACAGACAUUGACUACCAUUUUAUACAAAUGGCCAAAGUUUACAGAAUGUUUGAACACCCUUGUAUGGCAGUAGCCGUUACCUCAAAACAUACAUUAAAUUCAUCAAUGUUAAAAGAGGGAGCUUAGGGGGGUAUUUCAUUUAGUAUCAGUAUUCAUUAUUAUUGAGUUUUAGUGGCCAUACCGGUAGUUUACAGAUUGCCAAUUGGCAAAAACUAGAGUACGAUGUGGCAAAAGAAAGGUCCAUAUAAAUGCAGAUGAGUUUGCAAUUGGCUGACAAGUUAGCAGAAAUUUUCAGAGUUUUUCUUGCAGCCUGAAGCAAAAAAAAAGAGAAAAAAUACAAUACAGCCUUGGAGGUAGACAGUUUCAUGUUACCAAGAAAGUGACAAAUAGCCUAUGCCAGCAUUAAAGCACAGAAAUUGAUGUUCUCAGUACCGUGUCAACAUUCCCUAGUUGGUUUACUUUUAUUGCUGUAAAUGUGGCAUUGGAUAAUUGCCAGUUUCUCACAAACACACGCACAGUAGCUCUUCAGUGAAGAGUAUGAAAAAGAUGUGCUUAGGUGUGAGUUGGAAUAGAGCCGUUAUUGUUUAAUGCUUGCCCGGAAUACAGUGUCUGUUGCUACUCAGACUAACAGCUGUUUGUGUGGAACUGUUUUGCUGUGCACAAGCACUUUAGAAACACUGAAGGAGAAUUUAACUUGCGACCAGAAACUACAGAAGGUGGCUGGUUAAAUGGUGUGACUAGUUUUGUGCUGACUUCCAGAUAUUGAUACUGGUUUUGUGCGUGCACUUUAUCAAAACUGGUAGAUGUUUUGUUCAGUGUGCAACUUCGUGGUACAUUAAAAGGAAGCUGGACACAUUAUACAGAAGAUCAAUAUUUUGUCCAUGUAAGUUGCUGACAAGUUAGUAAUGUUUGACAUGCUUUUGCUAUCUUUUGAGUCAGACAACACAGAGUUACAGAAAAUCUGAAAAGCGUGGAAAAGUACAUGUAAGUUGUAACCAACAUGUGCACAACUCGAGCUUCAGGGGAAAAAAAUUGGGUAAAUUGAGUGGGAAAAAUACAUGAAAUCUAUGUAGUAUUUUAGUAAUAUGUAGUCCACCAUGAAUGUGCAUGUGUUACAUGUAAUUUGAUAAUCUGCUUCGAUGUCAAGCUGGUGAUUGUUAUGCAAUGUGUUUCAUGUGCCUUUAAGAGAAAAAAGUUUAAUGUAUAUUGUGUCAUCCCAGUGACUGACCUGUUAUUUUGUUGAUUGUUGUUGGAAUAGGGGAGUAAAUGGGGAAAAAAGAAAAUAACAUGCCAAAGGUAAUGUAUGAUAUGAUCUAAAAUACUGUGCAAGUUUGAUUAAGAAAAACAAAUGACUGACAGGGUUUCUAGGAUGUCAAUACGAAAUCUUAAAAGGUGUUUUAUUUUGUUUGUAGUUCGGCUGUUUUGUUAACAAAAUUGUACGCCUGAAAUGGAAUUUUGAAUAUGUAAACAACUGUUUAACAUGUUUACAAAACAGAGAAAUUGUGUGGAACAACAAACUUGUCAUGGUGCAUGCACGUUUAGCUAAUAGUUUUUUUCUAGGUGCAUCACAUGAUCGGAAGAAUUUGAAACAUGAAUUUUGAAGUCCAAUGAUAUUAUUAAUGCAGUUAGUGUCAGUACUUUGUAAAACAAUGUAAAAAAAAAUGCAACUGACGUUCUUGGGUUUGCUUUCUAGACUUGUGGUAGGAGAAAUUGUCACAAUUAUACAUGUAGGUUUUAGCAUGCUGUAAAAACAAUUUCCUAAAAAAUCAAGAAAAAACAAGUUUAGCUUUCAUAGGGGUGAUUCUGGUAAAAACACUGUUUUUAGGAAGAUCGGCAAUACCUCGGGGAUGCCAGUCUUCAGGGAAAAGCCUGAUUUCAGGCUUUGUGGAAAUUGUUUGGCUUAUUUUAGGCGUUUAAAAAGAUACAUGCACUGGUACAUGUACAUGCACAUGUAUGCAUAUUUCGGCUUCUCCAGCCUUCAUUUGAGGCUGUGGACAAGACCUUGACUGGCAUCUCUGAAUACCUGACUUUGGGGGGCAUGAACACGUUGUCUUUACAUGGAUGACAUUGUCAGUUGAAUUUACAUGUAAAGUGGUAGUGGCCGCAUGAUGAUGACAUCGUAGACAUACAUGUACAUGUAGAAUUAGGAACUUCAGUGGCAAUAUUUGUGCUAUGGCAGUCCAGGUUUACAUGGACGUGUAGACCUCAUGGUUUGUUAUGAGCAUGCUUGUCCACCUGAAGUUCAGUAUAUGUGUAGACAAUGCUUGAAGUUUUUAGGCAUCAGUUAAUCAGUAGAACUAAUUAGUGCGCACAGGCAUGUCAGGUUGGAAACCUUAGUAAUCUUCAAGAGUAGAAUAUGUACAUGUAUGUACCUGUUAUAUUUCAUAAUGCUCAUUAAUAUUGUAGAAUAUAUAGCUGCUGGCAUGACUACAUUCAGCCUUUUUUUGUUUUAACUUGCUAAUAAUGUUGGGUUGACUAAAAGCCCAAGUUUCAUAUGUAUGAUGUACUGUUCUUCAUCAUUACAUGUAGGUAUAUGUUGUGUAACCAGUUGAUAUUGAAAAAUUGUCUUGAAAAUCUCUUCAUGUAAGAGGGUUGCACAACGAACACAGUGGUUAUUUGUAAAAGAGUAUAAACUGGAUUUUGUUUAUUCCACUGCUCUUAAAACCUCGUAGCACCACGCUGAUUCAUUCUCAAGUACAUAUAUUGACAUGUAAGCAUUUCUCUUUGAGCUUAUUUUAAGAAGCUGAUCAGCAUACGAAAAAUACCAAUGUAAGUGAACAACAUAGGUAAGCAGCGGUGUCACUGUAUACAUGCUUCUCACAGAAUAAACUCGAUUAUUCAUCACGUUGCACAUGCUCACUACUGAAAGGGCCCCAUUUGGUCGCCUUUCUUCAGAACUUUCCAUCGUGUUUGUUUCGCUGUGUCACGAGAAUGAGCAGGUUUACAGGAAUUGAAGAGCAUCCAAUUUUCCAAACUACCUUCUUUAAGGGAGCGGAUUACAGCAAUUGCAAGUGAGCUGAUCACUUAGUCAGUCUCAAACCUAGCCUGGUACAAAAUUAUAAAAAUGUUAAGAUUAAAAAAUGCUAUGCUAUAACAUACAAGUAUAUUUAGCCGCAGUACCAUCACAUACAUGUAUUGGUUCACAUGUUGCACUCUAUGUUUUAGAUCAUGUACUUGUAGUUUACAAGGGUGGGAGCCAGUGUGUAUUGAAUUGACUGCUCUGUGAUACCAGGCCCAUUUGCUCAAAAAGUCAGCCAUUAGUGAAUGCCAGUCAUUGCUGACAAACACAGUGAGAAGAGCUGCCAGGGGUUUAUUCGUGAUCAAAAUGUCUUGCAGCUGAAAGCAGGUGACAUGUGCCACAUUGGCAAACAAAAUUAAGCCUGCUCUAGCAAAUGGUCUGUGUUUAGUCAGGUGACUUGAUGUUGUAGGCGUUGGAGAGACAUGUAUCUCUGUAGCAGCUAUACUGAAAAUCUUCCUUUUUUUGACUAUCAUCCCCCAGAGGUGCUAGCUAGUUCAUAAACAUUACAAGAGACAACUGUGUGUUUUCAUUCCAUAAAUGCAAUACACUGCUGUACGUGUGAAAUUUUAUGGUCACAUUGUACAUGUAGGCCUAUUCCAUUGUAAAACAUGUCCAUGUAAGAACUUUGCUAAACUUUACAAUUGUAUCCUACCAAGUACAUGUCUUUACUUCACAAAGUUUAUAAUGUCGCAUUGUAAAAUCACAAGCCCCAAAUCACAGAUUUUAUCUCCUAUUAAAAAAUGCUGGUUCUAACUGCUCAUUCAUGUUUCAUAAAUUUAUGCAGCCGCUGAAUGAAUACUUAAACUACACUAUUCUCAACCACGUUCCAAAAGUUGUUAAAAUAUUGUACAUCAGAGUGCAUAUCUAUUCUAAUAUCAUGUAGCUGGAAACUUUAACUUGUUCCUGUUAGAAGUAUUUUUGUUAACGCUCUGUAAUUGAUUUUUAUGGCUUUUCAAUCAAUAUUUCUAAAGAUGGUUAUUUGUUUCUCACCCUUGGGAUCUGCAUUAUCAGCUGGUGUGUGUCGGCCUCAAUCAUGGAUGGUUGAUCAAACGGAAAUGUUAAUUUUCAUGCCACAUAUUUGUGCCAUUACCUCAUGCGCAGAGAUCCCAUCAGAGUGUGUACAUCCGCAGUGUGCAUGGUGCUUUAUUGUUCAUUUUUCUUCCAUUGUCUGGGACUAGGGAUGGCAAGUCAUGCUUAUCCCAUGCAAACCAUGGGUUCCCGUGCUCAUGCAUAGCCAGCCAAAUCCUCAAGGGCGUUUGGGCUGUGAGUUGGUAGGCCGUGGGCAGCGUUUGUGUAUUGUAUGUCAGCAGUUCUAGAAGAGAGAGAGGCUGACUUGAUUAGUUCCUGGCAUCAUUCAGGAGUCAGUACUGCAUCUCAUGCGUCAUGUCGCAACCACUCUGCAUAUCAUUUGUCUGGCUGGCAAGCAUUCUCUGCAUCUGAUCAGCAUAACUUGACCAAGCCCAAACCCAACUAUCCAGAAAAGAAGAAAUAAGUAACAAAAGGCAGGUCACGAGGUUACAGCUUCAAUCUGUGACCACGUAGCAUACUAUGUGAUCAAAGCAAUCGAUCAAACCCUUUGAAACUGUCCCGGUUGUACUGUAAAAUCUUCACACUACUACUCACCAGACAAAUUUGUUCAGUACGGGCAAGCUGCCUCAUCAAACACAUUACUCCUCACCGUGCAGUAUCCAGUUAAUUAUUCAAUCCUAGUCCCACUGAAAUGCAAAAUUAAUUGGGCUUUUGUGUAGAAAUGGUUUAUACAUGUAAUCGCCUGAGAGCCUGUGGUAGAGAAUAACAGAGCAAGUAUGGGUCACUGUACUUAAUUUUUAACAGUAAAAGAUUCAAGGAUAUUAUAAGGGCGGAUACAUGUAGUUCAUUGUACUUUAUUUCAUCAUACAGCUUUCAGUGCUUGAAACUUUAGUGCAGGGUUCAGUAGCAGAA
Acanthaster planci (crown-of-thorns starfish) is the source of this 12044-nucleotide messenger RNA. RefSeq lists its product as uncharacterized. Gene Ontology annotation, molecular function: actin binding; microtubule binding. Lineage: Eukaryota; Metazoa; Echinodermata; Asteroidea; Valvatida; Acanthasteridae. Gene Ontology annotation, cellular component: dendrite; cytosol; synapse. The record is from RefSeq and is a predicted model, not a curated record. Gene Ontology annotation, biological process: microtubule cytoskeleton organization; axonogenesis; dendrite development.